AUGAUAGAUAAAUAUUCAGCGAAUAAAAAUAGUUAUGUGACCGGUGUUAAAGUCCUAGACGUUGAAAAAAGGUAUAAACCAGGACCAAAACAUUACGUUUAUGUGAUUCAAGUAACUUGGUCAAAUCCUACAAAUAUAUUUAUUAUCUAUCGACGUUAUGCUCAGUUUUUUGAUCUUCAAUGCAAAUUACUUGAUUUAUUUGCUGAAGCUCCAUCACCAUCGAAUAAUUAUAAUACUCAUUCACGACUAAUCCCAUUUCUUCCUGGUAAAAUCUUUCUUGGUCGAAGUCAAAUACGUCAAGUUGCAUUAGAACGAAAACAAGCUCUUAAUAUAUAUUGUCAGACAUUAAUUUCUUUACCUGAACGAAUAUCUCGAUCUCGUUGUGUACUUGAAUUUUUUCAACCAUUACCAACUGAUGUACAAAAUCAAAUUGAAUUUUUAGCUCGGGACAAAAAAACAGUUACCAAAAGUACAAUGACAAUCAGUGGACCAUCAAAAUUACCAACAUAUCGAUGUUUAGAUGACUUUGUAGCAAUAGAAAAAACAGAAAUGUCUUUAAGACGAAAUACUCUUGUUCAAGUUAUUCAUAAACAUCUUAAUGGUUGGUGGUUUGUUCAAAAUGGUGAUCAAACUGGAUUUGUACCAGGAGCUUUUCUAGAACCAAUUGAGCAACAACGAGAUGUUCAUGAAAAUAAUACGUUUCCAAGAUCAUCCAACGAAACUUAUGUUGUUAAUAAAUCAUAUGAAGCAAAAAGUCGAGAUGAAAUUUCAUUAGAUCAAGGAUCAUUUGUAACUGUUCUGGAAAAAUCAUUUACUGGAUGGUGGAUAGUCAAUUUUAAUAAUAUGACUGGCCAAUUUCCAGCUGUCUUUUUAACAUCUUGUAAAGGACGAAUUAUUCCAGCAAAUAUCACAAAAGAAGAAUCAACUAUUCCUUCUAAUACAUUAAGUCAUCGAUUGAGUAGUUUGAAUAGCUAUGAACAAGAUGAUCAUGAUGAAAAUCCGAAUAUUAAUAAUGAACCAGAAAUAUUUUAUGUUCAUAGUGAUUUUAUUGAUAAUAUUGGCGAUUGUGUUUCAUUACAACGUGGUGAUGUUGUUGAAAUACAUGACAAGCAUUCAAGUGGUUGGUGGCUUGGACGACGAUUAAAAGAUGAUUAUAUUCUUACUUGGAUUCCAUCAGCUUUUUUACAAAAAGAACCUAUUUUUGAUGCAUAUGGUGAUAGUGCAUAUAAUCCAUCUUCGAAUACGAAAUCUUUUAUAAAAGUUGAUAACGAAGAAGAAGAACAACGACAACAACAAGUUGAACUAGCGACGGAGAGUAUUUAUCAAAAUGUAGGAAAUCAAAUAUCAACCAAUAUUGUUUAUACAGAAGUAAUAGAAAAGAAACAAUCAAUUACUAUCAAACAUUCGUUCUUACCUUCAAGUGACAACGAAGAAGACUCAACGAGAGCUUCGGUACGAGAUCUUGUAAAAAAAUUUAAUAGACACUAA
This is a messenger RNA of Rotaria sp. Silwood2, 1488 nucleotides long. The record is from the annotation of a GenBank genome assembly. Lineage: Eukaryota; Metazoa; Rotifera; Eurotatoria; Philodinida; Philodinidae.